ACAUGGAAUACAAUGAAAAACUGGCACGUUUUCGACAAGGUCAUCUCAAUCCCUUUGAUAAAGACCCAUGUGGAAAGCUGGAUAAAGGCAGUGAAGAAGAGGGUGACCUGUCAGUAAAAGGUCGGAACAGAGGACUCUGCUGUCUAGACUGUAAUGUCACUAGUAGCAACAGCCUAAUAUCCCUUGUUUCGUCAUAUUUCUGAUUUUGUAUCUCUUACUAGAGAUGCAUAGGUUGUGGGCUAGUACUUUCCAAGGAUUUACUAAGAAACACUUGAGACUUUGAAGUUAGGGCUAAAGAUAUUCCAUAUUUCUUUGCCCUGUCACUCCUGAAGAGUCUAGCUUACCAGGGGACUAUCAUUACUCAAGCUGAGGUCAACCAAUUCCAUCUAACUUGAACCUGUUUAAGUAUAUCAUUUCAUGUCACUUUCCAUUUUCUUAUUGAGCUGCACACAGAUAACAAUUGUAGAAAAAAUAUUUCAUUACAAAUACCAAAUUGAGGAAAUGAUUUAUUUUUGAUAUAUUUACCUGCAUACUGAAUUUACUCAGAUGGCUAGUGAUUUGUUCUAUCAUAAAGCUUCAUCAUGGAGAACCACAACAUUGAGCGACGUCUUUACGUUUACUACUAAAGUGCCACCUUCUAAGCUUCAAACUACAAGGGCUACACACAGACUUUUUGUAUCGGGAGGUCAAUGCAUAUACUGACAGAGUGAUGGAUCUUGGCCUGGCUGAGGAUCACUUUUCAAAACCUGUGGGUUCAUUUGGGGCAUUGGACAUUGAAAACCUGAAGCGCGCCAUUGAUGAAGUGAAACAAGUUAUAUUAGAUUUGCCGGAGCACUCCGAGAAGCAGAAAGACGCUGUUGUUAAACUUAUUCAUCUCCGGCUUAAACUGCAAGAAUUGAAGGACCCCGAUGAAGAUGAGCCAAAUAUUCGAAUUCUUCUUGAACACCGAUUCUACAAGGAGAAAAGCAAAAGUGUCAAACAGUUUUGUGACAAGUGCAGCACCAUUAUAUGGGGCUUGCUUCAAACCUGGUAUACGUGCACAGGUUGUUACUACAGAUGUCACAGUAAAUGCUUAAACCAAAUCACCAAAUCCUGUGUCAGGUCAAAGGUUAGCCACCAAUCUGAAUUUGAGCUCAAUAUCUGUCCUGAGGUCGGUCUGGACCGGCAGGAUUACCGAUGUGGAGAGUGUCGCCAACCAAUUUCUUUACGUGGUGUGCCUAGUGAAGCACGCAUGUGUGACUACACUGGACGAUAUUACUGCAGUAGCUGCCACUGGAAUGAUGCAGCAAUCAUCCCUGCUCGUGUCAUACAUAACUGGGACUUUGAAACCUAUAAAGUGUGCCGUUAUAGUAUGAGGUAUCUCACGCUGAUGAACUCCCGGCCAGUACUGAAACUUAGAGUUAUUAAUCCACUUCUUUUCAAUUAUGUGGAGGAACUGGUGGAAAUUCGGAAGCUCCGACAAGACAUCCUGCUAAUGAAACCCUAUUUCAUCACAUGUAAGGAAGCAAUGGAGGCAAGGUUGCUGUUACAGUUGCAGGAUCGGCAGCAUUUUGUGGAAAACGAUGAAAUGUAUUCUCUACAGGAUUUAAUCGACAUUGCCACUGGGCAUCUGAGCCGCACUUUAACCGAAAUCCACACCAUCUUUGCAAAACAUAUUAAACUGGACUGUGAGCGCUGUCAGGCUAAAGGUUUUGUCUGUGAGUUAUGCAAAGAGGGAGAUGUGCUCUUUCCAUUCGACAGCCACACAUCGGUGUGCCAGGAUUGUUCUGCUGUAUUUCACAGAGAUUGUUAUUAUGACAAUUCCACUACGUGUCCAAGGUGUGCGCGGCUUUCAAUGAGAAGACAGUCUCAAAUUGGGUCAACUCAUCCAGACUGAGAAACUAAGUCCAAAUGAAGAACUGUCAACUGGGAAUAUUGUGAUGCUGAUCAUUUCAUUUUCUACCAGCUAACCGGUUUGAAGAUUAUGCAGAAGAUAAUGGUCGGUGUAUCGAUGGAGUGUUUAAUUCCAUUAAUGGACUUUUUUUUAAAAAAAGGCAUUGGAAUCACGUUAAAUGAACAUAUAUUGAAAAUUUCCUUUGAAGUUGGAAGUCAGUGAAAAAGUUAACGGUAGGCUAAAAUGGUGGAUUUCCCAGUGAAAUCAAAGCAGCAGUCUUAGAAAUUAAAAUCUGAGUUUUUUUUUGAGAAGUCCUUUAGAUCUUUUGAUUGUCCAUUGGUAAAAUCUGACUGGCACUAUUUAUGGGUAGUAUUCAUUUAAAAACAUUCCUUCUUGAGCACUUUCUAUUUAGAAUGUAUUUCAGAUUUGUAAUAUUUAUUUCAUCUCCACCUGAUAUACGUUUUUACUGAGUUUUUGAAUGGAUUUUAGCAAAAACGUUCUGAUUUUUGUGGGGUGACUUGUGAAGAGAAAAGUUGGCAUUUACAUGGUGCUUAUCACAUUCUUAGGAUGUAGACAAAUGUUUAUAACGCUGCCCACUUUUAGCUUCUGUUCUGCCAUCAGUCCUCACUCGACAAAGGGAAAAUUAUUACUUUAAUAACCUGUGCUGUAUUGAAUUUGUAUUCGAUGUUAAAAGAACAGAUGUUUAAAUUGGCCGAUAAGUAUAAAUCUGGGCUUGUUAGCAUUUCAGACAAUUCUGAUUCUUUGGUUCAGAAGCAGAGUCCACAUUGCAUGAAAGGAAGGGGUGCGGAAUGAACACACUGGAAUUAUUCCAUUUGGAAACUGUUUCAGGGAGUUGGUGUCCCAGCUGGUAUAUAGAAAGGGAGGGUCAUGAAGCUUUGCAGUGAACGAGCACUAGCUUAAAAAGUAACUUAAUCCUGUGCAGUGUGGGGUAAGAAUGCAUUGACAGAAGCAAACUGAAAGCAAGUGUCACUUGUCGUUUUGAAGACUGCUUAUUGUCAGUUGCGUGUCUUGACACCAAGAAAACUUAAUACUGUGCUCUGUUUGUGCUUGCAAUCCCAGCUACGUGGAAAUCUAUAUGGUUGAUGACUGUGCUUAUCUGAUAUAGAGGGCAACAGUAUGUAUGAAAGCUCAAAAUUGGCAGACCCCAAUUAUGCACAGCAAUACUUCAUGAACUACAACCACACACAACAUUGGUACAGCGUUGAUGAGCAUUUUGUUCUUUGCCUAGCCAAGACCACUACUUAAGGCAUUUGCUUACUGUAUUAUUUAAAUUGGAAUAUGAAGAAUUUCAUCCUAAAUGAUAGGAAUAGCCUUUGAUCCAGGGCUGGCUCAUUAACGCUGUUGUUCAGUGCUAGAAGCCUGUCUGACAAAAAUGAGAUGACUGGGUUUCGCACAAAAAAGUAUAAUUCUGGAGAUUUCUACUUUAAUUUGAACUGAAUCAGAUACCUGUAUUUUAAUUUCAGUACUGCUGAAAAUGAUGCUAAAUUAGUAAUAAUUUUGUUAAACUGAAUACCUUGAUGUGGACCUGUUGUAUUUCCUUGUGUAAUCCAUAUUGUAAUUUCUAAUGGAAUUUGCUAGUUUAGUGAAGAGCUACCAUAUUUACCCACAGCUGAACAUUCAAAAUUCAACUUUAAUCCAACAGUUUUCAUUUGAAAUGGCUAUUUUUUUUGAGUGAGGCAGCUCAAAUUUGAAAUAGCGGCCAGCCCUGGACCUUGAUGAUCACACUAAUAAUUUAUCCCUUUGUGCUUUUUUACACCAGUAUUCUUUUGCAAAAACUAAAGAUCCUGGUUAUUUGAUUGGAAAGAGGGAUAAAAGAAAUAAUUUAGCUUCAGUAUAUCUGAAAUGUGCUAGCAGUCAGUUCCAUGAUUCAUACCAUCUGUGUUGAUUUUUGGCAACCUGAUGAUAUGGACUGAAUUGAAAAUACACUUAAUGUAAUAACACUCUGUCUGAAUUUUUCUUUUGAAUUGUUAUUAGUACUCUAAGGAUAUAGCAUCACUUUAGAAAUGGUUAUUGCACUCUUUGAAUACGUUUGAACUCCUGAAGUAUUACUAUUUGGUUAUCCUCUUAAAUUGUAUAUCAGUAUAAACAAGAUCAAAAUUAAAAUAGAAAUAUAUAUUGUCUCUGUAUAAAGAAAUUGUUUUGAUUUGUAAACCCUUUCCUGGCCUACUGUUAUGACUUUCUUAUUUUAAGAUAAUCACCAAUGGAGGGAAGGAAAUGGAAGUAAUUGAUUAUGAUUCGACCCCUCACUUAACCUACUGGUUUACACCCUUUGCUCAAUGGACUAGCAGUAAAAUUAAAUAUUGUACGAUACUUUUUAAAGUUGUACCACCUGUGUAAAGAAUAUAAAGUAUCAUGCUGCUGUGGAGGUUUUUUCUCGCACUAACCAUCGUUAUGCACUUUUUGAACAGGUUUAAAUUCCCUAAGUAUUACUAUUCCUUUAUCCUUCUAAAGAAAUUAUACAUUCACCAUUUUAUGCACUUGUAUAAAUAUCAUUUGUCUUUUUAAAAUUCAAAUAUUGUUUGUCAUUUAUAGAAGCCAAUCUAAUGAGUGGCCUUUUGAAGGUCCAUGGUCCAUGUAUGUGGCUUUUUUUUGUUGUUACUAUGUUUACAUCUUUUACUAUAGAGCUAUCCAUUUGAACAUGUAUCCAUUAAAUCAGGGCAAUCCAGUGAUAAUUAUGAAGGGCAUCGAUUCUGAUUCAGUAGAGUUCUUCCAUUUUAUCCUUUUUUUUAGGAAAAUGUCAAAAAUGAAGAAAAAAAACUUGCAACUGUUAACAAGUUGAUCAACCUUUUGAAAGUGAAUAAAACCUAAUAUUUGAAGUUGACAAUAAACAGAAGAUGCCAUAAAUUCUUGCAGGUCAGGCUACAUCUGUGUAAAAUUUCAAAGGUUAGGAUUUUGUUUUGGGUCUAUGAAUCCUUUGGACAAUGAAAAGUCAUAGACCUGAAACAAGGUAUGACGGGAAGUCAAAAAAUGAAAUCUUGCUGUAACUUUUUUUUUCCAUUCUUCAAAGAUGCUGCCUUACCUGCUAAUUUGAUUCUGUUUUUAUUUCUGUUUUCUAGCAUCUUGAAUAUUUUUUAUUCUUAUUCAUUCUUCAGUUAAUAUAUUUGAGUGUAAGUUAAUUAAACCAUUGUCUUUCUUUUUCUUUUAAAAAGCUAAUACCUACUGCAUGUUUCCAUUGCUUGGAUCAUUUUCUUACAGUUUAUCAUAUAUAUUAAAUAAAAGCAUAAAGAGACCACUUUCAAAUUUGACCCAAAAACGAAUGCUUGGUAGUGUACCUAUUCAAAUGAAAGUACUUUUCAUAGAAUAUUAGAAAUAGUUUAUUUCUAAGUGGGACAUUUAAAAUUUCAGCUCUUAAAAUAUAUUUUAUGACUCCAUUUUCCUCCUUUUUAAAAAAAAUCACUCAUUUAUUUGUUAAAAAGUUAUAUCCAUGUAUAUAAACUAGUGGAGAUUAAACAAAUAGUAUUAUGUAAUUUUAGCUUGCAUAAGAAUAAUAAAAUUAUUGUAUAGUGGCCACUAAGGCAACAGUUUUUGGUUCUGUUCCUGUUUAAAUCUGUCCACGGUGCUGUAAUUACACAACUGACAAUACCUUGUAAUGUGUAUAAUAAAUAUUCAGUAUAUUUCA
Stegostoma tigrinum is the source of this 5513-nucleotide messenger RNA. It is a transcript of the gene def8, whose product is annotated as differentially expressed in FDCP 8 homolog. The transcript is spliced from 11 exons. The record is from RefSeq and is a predicted model, not a curated record. Lineage: Eukaryota; Metazoa; Chordata; Chondrichthyes; Orectolobiformes; Stegostomatidae. Bases 710 to 1876 code for a protein of 388 amino acids.